CUUCCCUUAUGGCCAUCCACCCUUCCAGUUAUGACCCGGAAACCUCCACCACCCAUUACACAUUUCUCCCGGGUCAACCCGAUUCCGGUCACCGGAAGUCCAUUAAAGUUGUCUCCGUCAUUUUACUCUCCUCUUUCUUUUUGCUUUAUUUAGCCGCCUUUGUUAUUCUCAACAACCAACCUCCCAACUUGCAAAAUAAAUCUCCGUCGGCGUCGGAGACUUUGACGCCGGCGACCCCGUCAAGAGGUGUUUCUCAGGGAGUGUCGGAGAAGACUUUUAAGGAUGUUUCAGGUACUAGUCAAGUUUCGUACGCGUGGUCCAAUGCUAUGCUUAACUGGCAAAGAACUGCUUAUCAUUUUCAACCUCAAAAAAAUUGGAUGAACGAUCCUAAUGGUCCAUUGUACCACAAGGGAUGGUACCAUCUAUUUUAUCAAUACAAUCCAGAUUCUGCUAUUUGGGGAAACAUCACAUGGGGCCAUGCAGUAUCCACUGACUUGAUCCACUGGCUUUACUUGCCUUUUGCCAUGGUUCCUGAUCAAUGGUACGAUAUCAACGGUGUUUGGACUGGGUCCGCUACCAUCCUACCUGACGGUCUGAUCAUGAUGCUCUAUACUGGUGAUACCGAUGAUUAUGUGCAGGUGCAAAAUCUUGCGUACCCCGCCAACUUAUCUGAUCCUCUCCUCCUUGACUGGGUCAAAUACCAGGGCAACCCCGUCUUGGUUCCCCCACCCGGCAUUGGUGUCAAGGACUUUAGAGACCCGACUACUGCUUGGACCGGACCCCAAAAUGGGCAAUGGCUGCUAACCAUUGGGUCCAAGGUUGGUAAGACCGGUAUUGCACUUGUUUAUGAAACUUCCAACUUUACAAGUUUUAAGCUAUUGGAUGGAGUUUUGCAUGCGGUUCCGGGUACGGGUAUGUGGGAGUGUGUGGACUUUUACCCGGUAUCCACCUUAGAGGCAAACGGGUUGGACACAUCAUAUAACGGGCCGGGUAUAAAGCACGUUCUAAAAGCAAGUUUAGAUGACAAUAAGCAAGAUCACUAUGCUAUUGGGACAUAUGACCCGGUAAAGAACAAAUUUUCACCCGAUAAUCCAGAUUUGGAUUGUGGAAUUGGGCUGAGGCUGGACUAUGGGAGAUAUUAUGCAUCAAAGACAUUUUAUGACCCAAAGAAACAAAGAAGAGUACUUUGGGGAUGGAUUGGGGAAACUGACAGUGAAUCUGCUGACCUCCAAAAGGGAUGGGCAUCUGUACAGAGUAUUCCAAGGACAGUGCUUUUUGACAAGAAGACAGGGACACAUCUACUUCAGUGGCCAGUUGCAGAAAUUGAAAGCUUAAGAUCAGGUGAUCCUAAAGUGAAGGAGGUCAAUCUUCAACCAGGCUCAAUUGAGUUACUCCAUGUUGACUCAGCUGCACAGUUUGAUAUAGAAGCCUCAUUUGAAGUGGACAGAGUCACGCUCGAGGGAAUAAUUGAAGCAGAUGUAGGUUACAACUGCUCUACUAGUGGAGGUGCUGCUAGCAGAGGCAUUUUGGGACCAUUUGGUGUUGUUGUAAUUGCUGAUCAAACAUUGUCCGAGUUAACUCCAGUUUACUUCUACAUUUCUAGAGGCGCUGAUGGCCGAGCAGAGGCUCACUUCUGUGCUGAUCAAACUAGAUCCUCAGAGGCUCCUGGAGUUGCUAAGCAAGUUUAUGGUAGUUCAGUACCAGUGUUGGAUGGUGAAAAACAUAGGAUGAGAUUAUUGGUGGACCACUCAAUUGUGGAGAGCUUUGCUCAAGGAGGAAGAACAGUGAUAACAUCGCGAAUUUAUCCAACAAAGGCAGUGAAUGGAGCAGCACGGCUCUUCGUUUUCAACAAUGCUACAGGGGCUAUUGUGACUGCCUCCCUCAAGAUUUGGUCACUUGAGUCGGCUGAUAUUCGAUCCUUCCCACUGCAAAAGUUGUGAUUUAUAUCUUCUUCAUUCUUUUCUCAUUUGAAGGUUAUUCCACCGUCCCAUCAAGAAAUCCAAGAUAGAGAGUACGGUAGAGUAUGUAGAUUUAUUUGCCAUUUUAGUGGAGUAUUUUUCUUCUGGACUGCUAUUGUUGCCCAGCAGUGUCAGCGUGGGCGGAUUACCAUAUGAUAUGGGUUCUGUGAACCCAAUAGCUCGGAUUCUGUAAAAGUAAGAAAGUUCAGCAAAUAUGUACAAAUAAUUUAUUGGCUUCUUAGUUCUUA
Messenger RNA from Capsicum annuum, 2206 nucleotides. Its product is annotated as acid beta-fructofuranosidase AIV-18. Gene Ontology annotation, biological process: carbohydrate metabolic process. The record is from RefSeq and is marked provisional. Lineage: Eukaryota; Viridiplantae; Streptophyta; Magnoliopsida; Solanales; Solanaceae. Gene Ontology annotation, molecular function: beta-fructofuranosidase activity.